Hyla sarda is the source of this 2175-nucleotide messenger RNA. RefSeq lists its product as uncharacterized. The record is from RefSeq and is a predicted model, not a curated record. NCBI's taxonomy places the organism in Eukaryota, Metazoa, Chordata, Amphibia, Anura, Hylidae. The transcript is spliced from 5 exons. The coding region runs from base 1 to 2175 and encodes 724 amino acids.
AUGGAUGGACAACCCUUGCUGGACCCCCUUAUGAAAGCCGAGUGGCUGAAACCUGAAAAGAAGUCUGACCUGGGGUCCAGGUUCAAAACCACUUACAAGAUAGAUCCAGGAAGCACAAACCUAAGUUUCAACCUAAAAGGAGACAGUCCAGAUUCUCCCCGCCCCACAGAAGAUACAAUUCUCAGAGAGGAAGACAAAGGCGUCAGUCUCGCCCUCAAACCACUACUUACAAGAAGAAGUCGCCCCAGGGUGGGGAGAAGGGGAAGGGCUUUUGACGCCAACUCAUGUUUGCCCCGAGUAGGCGCCAGGCUUUUCCAUUUUGCCUCGCAAUGGUUAAAAACAUCAUCAGACUCGUGGGUAAACUCUAUCAUUACAAAGGGGUACGCACUGGAACUGACAACCACUCCACCAAACAAGUUUGUGUUGAACAGACAAGACCCUCAUGUCCUUCCUCUGAUAUCAGAGUUCCUGCUGAAGGGUGCACUGGAGCCUGUCCAAAUCUCUCAAAGAGGUUUUGGCAUCUACUCCAGAAUCUUUGCUGUCCCCAAGAAGGGUGGAUCUUGGAGACUAGUCAUCGAUCUCACUUACCUGAAUACCUACAUCGUCAGGAAACGUUUCAGAAUGGAAACAAUCAGAUCCGUUCUGUCACUACUAGAAGAAGGCUACAAUCAAUAUGAAAGAUGCCUAUCUUCACAUACCAAUUGUCAAAUAUCACAGGAAAUUUCUAAGGUCGGCGGUGCUGGUAAACCAAGAGAUUCUUCAUUAUCAGUUCACAUGCCUCCCUUUCGGGCUAUCCUCUGCACCCAGAGUCUUUACGAAAGUGACUGUUGUUCUGGCUGCCCAUCUUCGUCUUCAGGGAGUGAACCUCAUCCCGUACCUAGACGACUGGCUGAUCCUAGCCCACUCGGAAGAAGCUUUGAAAUAUCAUCUUCAGCUGACCAUCGCAGUCCUUCAAGAUCAUGGCUUUCUGCUCAACUUUCAGAAGUCUCACCUCUCUCCAACUUCACAAGGGAAGUUUCUGGGAUUCCGGAUCGAUUCAGUGGCGAUGAGGUUGUUUCUAUCAGAAGACAGGCUCUGCAAGCUGAAUUCGGAGGGCUUCCGAUUCCUGGUUCAGUCAGACAACCUCCCAUCGUUUUUUUAUCUGAACAAACAGGGAGGUACGAGAUCUUGUCAUAUGAUGGAAGAGUGUCACCCACUAAUGUCCUGAGCGGAAGACCAUUUGGUGUAACUGCAUGCAGUACACUUCCGGGGAUCCCUGAAUCUUCAGGCGGACUUCCUGAGCAGGAAGAACUUCAACCCAGCAGAAUGGAGCCUCAACCCCAAGAUUUUUCUCCAGUUGGUCGAAAAAUUUGGCCAGCCAGAGAUGAAUGUCAUGGCCACAAGAGCAAACCGGAAGGUUCCUACCUUCUGCUCCAUCUAUCGCAAGGACCUCCCCGAUCAUCUGGACGGCCUUUCAUUUCCGUGGAGCAACAGAUUUCUCUAUGCCUUCCCUCCGUUUCCCCUCAUACCACGGAUGCUGCUGAAGAUCAAGGAGGAACAUGCCACAGUCCUUGCAGUACUCCUGUUUUGGCCCAGGAGGGCUUGGUUCCAACUCGGGUGGAGGCUUUCGAGAGGCUGUCUUUGGGAGCUCCCUCUUCUUUCGGAUUUGCUUCUUCAAGAAGGCCUUUGUCAUCCAGCAUUGCACAGGUUGAGACUCACGGCCUGGCUGCUGAGAGGGUGAUGUUGUCUGCACAAGGUUUUUCGGAGGAAGUAAUCAACUUGCUGGCCGCCUCAAGAAAGCCGUCUACUCUUAAGGUCUAUUCCAGAGUGAUGAAGCUCUUCAGCUCAUGGUGUAUGCUUCACAAUGUGGUCUCUCCAUCUUUAUCUCAGGUUCUGGAGUUCCUCAAAGAUGGCUUCGAUAAAGGCCUGAAACCUAACACUCUACGCGUUCAGUUCUCAGCCAUCAAUAAUUUCUACCAAGGUUCCUUUUCCAAUAGCGCCUUGGUUUCCAGGUUCUUCAAAGCAAUUGCCAACCUUAGACCUUCUGUGACUCCUCCAGUCCCUCAUUGGGAUCUACCUUCAGUUCUCCAUACUCUGGAAGUUUAUGGGUCCAAACAAGGGCAAGCCGGCUUCCAAGGCCUCUUUGGCACGUUGGAUCAAAGGUCUAAUUGCUUUGUGUUACUCUAUCCGUGGUGA